AUUGUGCGUCCGCCGCUGGACAUUGUCGUGAAAUCAUGGAGGUCCUGCCGUGUCCCGUCAACGUGGACUUCAGCAACACCCGAGCUGGAAGCGAGACGGACGAAUUGGACGGUGCCUGUCAGGCGCUGGCGAAGAGGCUGGAGGUCGAGCUCAGGAGGGCUAAACACGCCCAGCUGGCUUGCGGCGAGGUCCUCCUGCCUGCCGAUUUGCUGCCCAAGAUAGCCAAAGAUGUACUUACCAUGGCGGAGAACGAGCCCUGUGGCCUUCGAGGCUGCACGUUGUUCAUCAGCUUCGAGACGGACAGUAUGUGCCGCAAACUGUCGAGAAUACAGUGUGAUCCCAGUACCGUGUCGACGUUCGAGCUUUAUCUCACGCUGAAGCAGGAUCAUACGUCCUGGCACAUGCUGCUGCCUCAGUUCUUAAAAAAUCUCACGCGUGGUGGCACCAUUAUGAUCAGUAGGGACUUCACUCUGCAAAAGAAGAAACUCUACAGGUCUUUCCAGCAAUCUCAUUGAGGAGCCUCGAGAUCACACAUCGGGGUUUUGCACGUUUAAUGAUCACCCGUUUGUGCUUAAAUGGGUGUGGCCAUUUUUGUCAGUCUGCCGCCCUGUGGGCGUCAGUCAAAUUUAUACAAUAUCGGAAGACCAGGAAGGAAAAAAAAACUGAGAUGAUGGAAGCAGCGAUGUGGACCCGAGGUUAGAUUUCGUCGUUGCAACGGCACGUUGUCAAAUUCGCGUACUACUGAUUGCGCAAAGUGUUGCGUUUAACCCUUUAACUUGGAAAUUACAUUUGGAUUUUCUAUUUGACACUUCACUUGCGAGAGACCGUAGAAACUUUUUGAUCGAUGAUCGCGCCCGAGCGCGGAAAUGAGAUUGUUCUGUGUGUUUAGAAUUUAUUCGUUGAAUGUGUAAAGAAAUGGAGUAGUUCGUAGAAAUGCUACUUUACAGUAUAAAAUAAUUGCAGUUUGAACGAAACAGUUAUAAAAGUUAGAUCUUAUGUCGAAAGUCUAGCGAUGCAUGGAUCUAAAAAUCGGAUAAUUUAGGCGUCCACAGAUCUAAUAGUUUAACAAAGUCGGGAUCUAAGGAACUUGAGGAUCAUAGACAUCUCAAUAUGCAGAUGCACGGGGAUUAAAUUCAAUCAGCUGAAUUGCAAUCCAGAAGUUAAACAAUUGGGUUUGAAGGACGCUGGAUAUAUUGAAGAAAGAAAUUUUGCAAGGCUAGUUUAUAAGAUACGUAGAAUUUGAAGAUCGUUGAUGUUGAGGACCGUAGAAUUUAAGGCUUCCAAAAUCUAGGUAUCUAGAUUUGGAGUUAGAAGUAUUGUAACGGUAAGGAUGAAUCUAACACUCUGAACCUAGCACUUCUCACUGCUGAACAGCGAAUCGGUUAAAGGGUUAACGACAACAAUAUCGCUCUUUGUUUUGUCUGCUGUCACCAUGCAAUACACUGUAUUCAAGGAGAGAAAGAGGCCUAUUACGCGUUCGAUAAUUGUGAUAGCGCGAGACAAGUUCUAGUAGUAGCAGAUCUUAUAUCGCGAGGAAAUGGCUCCUCGCGUCUUCGUUCUUGAAGAGGAUAUGUGAUUAUAAGACUUGUAACAAAUUUCACGUGAUACGUAGCGAGUAUGAUUAGUUUUUAGAGAGCGCGUUUUACUGAUUAAUCGUAGUCAGGUAGCUAUUAGUCGCGUCGGAUGUUUAGUGACGAUCCUUCGAAGCUCGUGUGUCUCUCACACGUACACAUUUGUCCAUUUUUCAUCGUGAAAUGCGAAAUGUGGCAGCACAUUUUCCAAAUAGAAAUCUUUUAUGAAAAUCAGGAUAGUCCCAGAGAAGUGAGUACUGAUAAGACACUCACUUUUCAUCACUUGUCAUUUUUGUUCGAGUCACCGUUGACAUCAAUGUUGACAUCAAGAAUAAUCAUAUAAUCGAAUUAUUUUACAUUGAGAAGCGUAAGAAUCCAAAUAAUCACAUUUUUCCAAUUAAUUUUUACAUUUUUGCAAACUUUCGAGGGAACAUAUCUUUUUCUCCUCAAAAGUUGCAACAAAAGUAAUUUCAGUAGGGCGUUUUAACAGUGCACAUUUUUCUGGGACAUCCUGUAUAUCCUGUCGAUAGAUGGUACUGAUGUUCAGCCCAUAUCGUCAUUCCAUCGAUCUAUCUUUCUCCCUCGUCAUUUUCUCUUUUCAUAAAAAAACAGUCGCUAUGUGUGAAAAAUCUCAUUAAAUUAUAAUAACAUCUUCUCUCGAUGUCGCGAUGCUGAUAAAUCGUUCCCGCGUAUCACCGAUAAACAUAUUAAUAUUUACGCGAUCAUUACCGCGUGAUUCGUCUCGACGGUAACUUGUUUAAGUGAUCGAAUUGUCGGCGAAAGCAGCGUAAGUCUUUCGCCUUCAGUCUGCAUCGUUAGUGCGUGGUGUUUUGUUUCAGUUAAAUUUCAAUAUUUCGUAUUUUGAGAUUUUGGUCCUGCGAUUGUGAACGUAUUUCGAUGAAUGUUCUCCGGUAGAUACUGUGAAAAGUUCGUAGCUCGUGAAACUCGUCACAGAUUUUCCGUAUAUAGUUCACGGGAUUAAUGAGGAUCCCUUGAUGAGAUAGAGAGUAAAGCGGUGCAAUUUCCAACAUUUCAGAAUGUAGCUUAAACUUCUUGAAUUAACAGACAAGAAACAACCUUAUUGUCUAUCAGAUAUAAAAAAAUAACCGUGCAAAAUCGUAUGCAGACUAAUGACUAAAUGUAUAUCCACUAGACUAGAUAGUUGAACUAUAUAUCUCUUAUCGUCAGUAUAAUCUGAGAGACGAUUCAUCUUGAAACUGUACCGCUUUAACUCUGUGUAGCUUCAAACAGAUUUUCACAGAGGAACAAUGACGAGAUGAGCUCGCGUUCGCCGCUUAACACGUUGAAAGGGACGAAGGAUUAGAGAGAGGAUUAACGUUCUGCCAGUAAAUUGUUGUUCACAAUCUUCGCUUUAAUUUGUCAUGUUUAUUAUUAUUGUUGUUAUUAUUCGUUGACUACCGUACGUACUGCUACUUACGUUGUGGUUAAUAUCUGUUCGCGUUUUUCUUGUGUCUAUAUAUAUUUUUUUAUUUCUUUACUCCUCUCUUUUUUCUGUUUUUUUUUUCACUUUGCUUCGGUCGCUUUUCGUCGUAGCGCGAUUAAAGACCUUAGUGGCGGUAUUGUGAUAUUAAGAAUUACGAAGUGAUUAAGAGAAAGAAGCAAGUAUGUGAUUAUCGUUAGGAUUUAGAUUAAAGACGCUCGCGUAAAGUUUUCUUCGCGGGGUCGAGAGAAACGUGUUGCGUAGGGGAUACGAGUCCCUCCGGUUUUACCUUCGUGCAAGAGAGAGAGAGAGAGAGAGAAAGAGAGAGAAAGAGAGAGAAAGAAAGAAUACGCUGAAACCGAAAACCUCUUCGUGGUUUACUUACAAAGGGUGGCGACGCUUUAACCGGUGAAUCGAAUAUUUAUGCCAGAAAGUGAGGUUUCCUUUUACGAACUGGAUUACAACUGGAUGCGUUCCGCGACGAGACUCAAUAGAAUUAGAUUGAACUCGUUCUUUUUUUGUGAUAAAAUGGAACUGUCUCUUUCAAAGUCGGCGAAGCAAAAAAACCCGAUACUGUUGCAAUGAAAUUCACUGUUUAAGAGAGAAAUUGUAUGGAAUGAUUUAUUUGUAUAUAUUUUAUUUUAUACGUUAAAAUAAAUUAUAAUUUUUAUUGAAAAUAAAUCUAAUCUUUUUCAUACGCUCUGAUGAUGCAACACUGUUUUAAAACUUGUUUCUUGUAAUUUCGUAAACACUGUGCGUAUUUAAUUAAUAUUUUUUUCCGGACAGCAAAAGGUCUGGAUUACGUAAUCUCACAUAUAUAUACCAAUACAUAUGUGUAUAUAUGUAAGAGGAGAGAGACUCUCUAAUAUAUAUUUAUAUAUUAGAAUCUGUGAAACAAAAGAUCUCUAUAAAUUUUUAGUAUCCAAGAAUAUAAUCAUGGAUCUUUUGUUAGUAUCUUGCGAUUUCAAAGAUCUUGCAAAUCAAACAAUAUGUAAAAUCUUAAUCUCACACAACAUAUAAAAUAAAAUUUGUUGCAUUUUAUUGGAAAAAAAUAUCGAUUUGAUACCACAAUAAUUAAUUGAAAAGUUACGUUUUUCUGGAUGACUAUUGGAGAAAAAUAAUUAAUAUAAUUGAUACUUCAAAAUAUUAAUUAUAGAUCGAGUCCAAGUUGUCUUGUUAUAAAAAAUUCAAAUUUGAAAAAUUUACAAAAGAAACCAAUAUUUUUUUGCAACUUUGUCGCGGAAAAGAAACAUCGAUAUAAAGUAUCGAUACACGAACAAGAAAUUAAUUUACAACGCCGAGCUCAAAACUUGUUUCUUAAUAAUCUAAAUGACGAAACUGAACCGGUUAAAGCUUUAAGGGGGAAGAGACACAAUCACGCGUCCAGAUACAUUUUCCCACCAUUCUCCCGAGUCGUAAAUCUACAUCCCCUUACCUCAUACGAAGACGAAAAAAAAAGAGAAGUGGCUAAAAGGUCACGUAAGAAUGAGGGACAGCCACGUGUAAAGUUAACCGCGCGUUGGAAAUUGGGCUAUUCGCAUUUGCACGAAGGUGUAAGACUGAUUUGCUGAUGUAACAAACGAAAGACAUAGAGACGUUCGUCCGUCUCGAGCCAGCUGGCACUUCACAAUACGGUACGACCGUAAAUCAUUGCCCGAGAAGGUACCGUCUGAAGAAAAAAUUAUAGAAUUCCCUCGCAAGAUAUCUAUCUUCGAAAAACUGAUGAUUGAAGAGAAAAGAAGCGCGACGCGUAUAAAUUAUAAAUCUAAAAUGCGGAUCUAUCUUUCUCGGGGAAUGAUAUUUGGCUCAUACCGCGUAUCAACAUGUACUAUCGUAAUCAGCAGUUUUUUAAUAACAAAACGCUACAAACGACGUCGCAAGUCAAAAUUGUCGCAUUACCGAGCGAUAGAAAGCAAUACUCGCGGCCUCGUUUAAUUGUUAUCAGAUAAUUACGAAUGUAUGGUAAGUUGCGAGCGGAUAUACGUUUUACACGUGAAAGGUUAAUCCUAUACAGUAUAACACUUCUUUUUUUUUUAUUACAUGAAAAUGUGAAUGCGUCCGCGUAUAUAUUAUAUUAUCAAGUACGAUGUAAUU
Temnothorax curvispinosus is the source of this 5106-nucleotide messenger RNA. Its product is annotated as protein charybde-like. Gene Ontology annotation, cellular component: cytoplasm. The transcript has 4 exons. The coding region runs from base 36 to 515 and encodes 159 amino acids. The record is from RefSeq and is a predicted model, not a curated record. Gene Ontology annotation, biological process: negative regulation of signal transduction; regulation of TOR signaling; apoptotic process. NCBI's taxonomy places the organism in Eukaryota, Metazoa, Arthropoda, Insecta, Hymenoptera, Formicidae.